Messenger RNA from Hordeum vulgare subsp. vulgare (domesticated barley), 1691 nucleotides. RefSeq names its product enolase 1. Gene Ontology annotation, molecular function: magnesium ion binding; phosphopyruvate hydratase activity. The coding region runs from base 109 to 1455 and encodes 448 amino acids. Gene Ontology annotation, cellular component: phosphopyruvate hydratase complex. Lineage: Eukaryota; Viridiplantae; Streptophyta; Magnoliopsida; Poales; Poaceae. The record is from RefSeq and is a predicted model, not a curated record. Gene Ontology annotation, biological process: glycolytic process. The transcript has 16 exons.
ACCUCAGCUACAAGCGCACACACACAUACAUAUAUACACACAGCCAGAAACGAACGAGCACACACGCGCACGCGAAUUCAAGGUUUUGAGAUAGCUUAGCUAGCGUCCAUGGCGUCGACGACGACGAUCCAGUCGGUGAAGGCGCGGCAGAUCUUCGACAGCCGCGGCAACCCCACCGUCGAGGUGGAUAUCGGGCUCAGCGACGGGAGCUUCGCCAGGGGCGCCGUGCCCAGCGGCGCCUCCACCGGAAUCUACGAGGCCCUGGAGCUGAGGGAUGGAGGCUCCGAUUACCUCGGCAAAGGAGUUCUCAAGGCUGUGAACAACGUAAACGCCAUCAUCGGACCGGCGCUCAUCGGAAAGGAUCCGACGGAGCAGGCCGACAUCGACAACUUCAUGGUCCAAGAACUCGACGGGACCUCCAACGAGUGGGGCUGGUGCAAGCAGAAGCUCGGGGCAAACGCGAUCCUCGCGGUGUCGCUUGCAGUGUGCAAGGCCGGUGCCAUGGUCAACAAGAUCCCUCUUUACCAGCACAUCGCAAACCUUGCUGGGAACAAGACCCUCGUGCUGCCCGUGCCUGCUUUCAAUGUGAUCAACGGAGGUUCUCACGCCGGGAACAAGCUUGCCAUGCAGGAGUUCAUGAUCCUCCCAACCGGCGCCGCCUCGUUCAAGGAGGCCAUGAAGAUGGGAGUUGAGGUGUACCACCACCUCAAGAGCAUAAUCAAGAAGAAGUAUGGUCAAGACGCCACAAACGUUGGGGAUGAAGGCGGCUUUGCACCUAACAUUCAGGAAAACAAGGAGGGCCUUGAACUGCUGAAGGCAGCUAUAGCCAAGGCUGGCUACACUGGAAAGGUGGUUAUUGGAAUGGAUGUUGCUGCUUCUAAAUUCUACAGUGAGAAGGAUCAGACCUAUGACCUUAACUUCAAGGAGGACAACAAUGACGGUUCGCACAAAAUCUCGGGCGACAGCCUGAAAGAUCUGUACAAGUCCUUCGUCUCCGAGUACCCUAUCGUGUCAAUCGAGGACCCGUUCGACCAGGACGACUGGGCCACCUAUGCCAAGAUGACCGGUGAGGUUGGGCAGCAGGUGCAGAUUGUCGGAGAUGACCUUCUUGUCACUAACCCCACGAGGGUUGCCAAGGCGAUCGGUGAGAAGACCUGCAAUGCCCUUCUUCUCAAGGUGAAUCAGAUAGGCUCGGUGACGGAGAGCAUCGAAGCCGUCAGUAUGUCCAAGCGCGCCGGGUGGGGAGUGAUGGCGAGCCACAGGAGCGGCGAGACGGAGGACACCUUCAUUGCCGACCUCUCGGUCGGCCUGGCCACGGGCCAGAUCAAGACUGGAGCUCCCUGCAGGUCCGAGCGUCUGGCCAAAUACAACCAGCUGCUGAGGAUCGAAGAGGAGCUCGGCGAUGCCGCGGUGUACGCCGGAGCAAACUUCAGGGCGCCGGUGGAGCCCUACUGAGAAGAAGCCUGCUUGUUGCAUGAGCAUGGGUCUGGAGAGAGAUGGUCCAUGAGUUCUUAUGGUGCUGCUAGUUAUACUAUUAUUACUGCUGUAUUUUGAUCCAAGCCAGGCAAAAUAAGAGUAGUUCUUCCCUACCCGAGAGGCGAGAGCUAAUGGUUGUGAUUACUCAGAUUAGUGGCGUGUUUUCGUUCAUCUGAAAUAAAACAGUUUCCGGUCUUCUGACUGAGUUCAGGUAA